Messenger RNA from Aspergillus ochraceoroseus IBT 24754, 1849 nucleotides. RefSeq names its product putative UDP-glucose dehydrogenase Ugd1 (gene ugd2). Gene Ontology annotation, biological process: glycosaminoglycan biosynthetic process. The transcript is spliced from 4 exons. Gene Ontology annotation, cellular component: nucleus; cytosol. NCBI's taxonomy places the organism in Eukaryota, Fungi, Ascomycota, Eurotiomycetes, Eurotiales, Aspergillaceae. Gene Ontology annotation, molecular function: UDP-glucose 6-dehydrogenase activity; NAD binding. The record is from RefSeq and is a predicted model, not a curated record. The coding region runs from base 20 to 1645 and encodes 541 amino acids.
UAGGGAGAGGACCUUAGCCAUGAUGGCGUUCAUUCCGUUCUUGCUCGUCCUCGCAGGCCUGACGCUGCUGUUUUCGCGGCGCCGUUAUAAAGCUAUCGAACAGAAGGAAUUGCCCCGUGUUGUUGUAAAGGGACACACGUUUUCGGAUAGUGUGGAAAAUAGGCCAGCAGAAACCCAAAAAAGCUUCAAAGUCGAAAACGUCCGUCAAUGCUGUAUAGUCGGUGCUGGUCGAGUUGGUGCGGUGACUGGUAUUGUCCUCGCGUCUCAAAACCCCCAUGUUCAGUUCUAUCUGGUAGACGAUGAUGUUCGUCUCAUCGAUGGCUGGAAGUCCGAUAAAAUUCCCAUUUUCGAACCGGGAUUAGAAGGGCUGAUGUUCGAUGACGACCCUGUUGCCCUAGUGGAGCGAGAAAGCCAAUGCACCGAAGACACUACUUCGGUUCAAGAUCCGAGCCGUGGGCCACUAAGCGGUUCGCAGAAGCGACAGCGGAAACUAGCAAAUCUGACCUUCUCGACUGACAUCCAUGCGGGUAUAGCCCCUGCGGAUCUCGUCUUUCUGUGUCUGGAGACCCAGACUGCACUCUUCGAUAAUGAAACCACAAAGCCGGACCUGUCCCGGCUCGAAUCUACCAUCCAAGCCAUUGCACAUGUCUCGACGGGCCAUAAAAUCAUAGUCCAAAAGACCACGGCACCCUGCGGUAUCGUGCAGGAGAUUAAGAAGCGGUUGCGGAACAUUGCCUCUCCAACCGCCUCGUUUGAUGUGCUCUCCAACCCCGAAUUCAUCGUCCCCGGAACAGCAGUCCAGGACUUCCUCUAUCCUCCGCGGGUCAUUAUCGGUCAUAUAUAUUCCGAAGAUAUGUCCCCCCAAGCCUUGACUGCGUUGAAGCGCCUUUAUAUCCCCUGGGUUCCCGAAGAUCGAAUCAUCACCAUGGAUGCAUGGUCAUCCGAGGUUGGUAAAAUCGCGGCGAACGCCCUGAUCGCACAACAGAUCGCGAGCCUUAACUCGAUAAGCGCGCUUUGCGAGUGUACAGGCGCCGAUGUCCGACAGGUAUCGGAUAUGGCGGGAUUUCCGCCUCUCAUGGGGUGCGGGAAGACGUGGUCGCUCACUGAGGUGCAAUGCCUGGUGUACUUGGCGCGAGAACUGGGCCUGCAGCAGGUGGCAGAGUAUUGGCGCUGCGUGCUCCGAAUGGAAGAAUUCCAUCAUCGACGGAUUGCGGGUCGAGUCGUCGCCUGUCUCUCGGGGGAUUUGAGUGAGCGGAAAAUCGCUCUGCUGGGGAUUACUACGGAACUUCCCACAGCAUUAAGCUUCAUUCGGGAGCUGCGACGCAGUGGCGUCACGGUGAAUACAUACGACGGCCGUGCCUCCAGCCAACAGAUAGAAUCCGGGCUCCGGCUGAUUGACACGCAAUGGGAGGGCAUUACGGUGGCAGAGUCCCUGGAGACAGCGUGUGCCGGAUGUAGUGCGGUAGUCGUGCACGCCGCGUGGGACGGAUUUCCUGGCGACGAUUCUCGAUGGCAGGAGAUUGCAAACAGCAUGGAGGAGCCUAGAGUCUUCUUCGAUCCUGCGGGGGCUGUGGAUCGCUCGAAGAUGCGGCAAUUAGGGUUCGAGAUGUUGCAGUCAGGAGUCAGGGUGCAGGAAGUGUUGUAACUGGGAUGUUUGUAGUUCUAUGGUAUAUAUAUAAUAAUGUUUUCCAUGUCAAUUCUAGAGGUGGUGUCCGCUUCCGAUUUACGAGCUCAGGCUGCUAACCAGUUCAUCACCCAACCCCUUGAUGCUUUCCUCAAAUGCUUGCGCGUUCUCAGCGGCCCAAUCUGCAUUGUUUCCGGGGACUGCAUUGGAGCCAGUGAAGCCAAG